CAAAUUUUUCUGUUUUAGACUUUACAGCUCUCUUUCUCUUUUCAUAGUAAUAGAAGACAAAGACCCAAAACCAAAGUCAAUUUUAAUUUGGCUGCCUCUCAGUUUAACUCCAACUGCCGGUCUAUUUCUGGUAUUAAUUUCGCUCUCUUAGAUUUCUAUGCUCUGUCUGGUUUUUUUUUUUAAGCAAAUUAAACCCGGAAAACAAUGGCUUUAAUUCGUCGCCGAAAACCUAUCGAACCCAGUAAAACCCCAGUGCUAAGAGAGGAGGGGGAGGAGGAGGAGGAGGAGGAAGAAGACAAUAGUAAAAACAAACACGUAAAGAAGAGUUACAAAAAAUCCAAACCAAAAUGGACAUGUUUAGACAAUUGUUGCUGGUUUGUUGGGUGCAUAUGCGUAACUUGGUGGGUUUUAUUGUUUCUUUACAACGUUAUGCCUGCUUCUUUGCCUCAAUAUGUGACUGAGGCAAUCACUGGUCCUUUGCCUGAUCCACCUGGUGUCAAGUUGAGGAAAGAAGGGUUGAAGGCAAAGCAUCCUGUGGUUUUUGUUCCUGGGAUUGUUACUGGAGGGCUUGAGCUGUGGGAAGGGCAUCAGUGUGCUGAUGGAUUGUUUAGGAAAAGGCUAUGGGGUGGAGCUUUUGGUGAAGUUUAUAAAAGGCCUCUCUGCUGGGUGGAACAUAUGUCACUGGACAAUGAAACUGGAUUGGAUCCUCCAGGUAUAAGGGUCAGGCCUGUCUGUGGACUUGUGGCAGCCGAUUACUUUGCUCCUGGAUAUUUUGUUUGGGCAGUUUUGAUUGCUAAUUUGGCACGCAUUGGAUAUGAGGAGAAGACAAUGUACAUGGCAUCAUAUGAUUGGAGGCUUUCAUUUCAGAAUACUGAGGUCCGUGACCAAUCUUUAAGCCGCAUAAAAAGUAAUAUUGAACUCAUGGUUGCAACAAAUGGUGGAAACAAGGCAGUUAUUAUACCACAUUCCAUGGGUGCUUUGUACUUUCUGCAUUUUAUGAAGUGGGUGGAGGCACCAGCUCCAAUGGGUGGUGGGGGUGGUCCAGAUUGGUGUGCUAAGCAUAUCAAGGCAGUGAUGAAUAUUGGUGGACCAUUUUUAGGCGUUCCAAAAGCUGUCUCUGGACUUUUCUCUGCUGAAGCGAAGGAUAUUGCAGUCGCCAGGGCCAUUGCACCUGGUGUCUUGGACAAAGAUUUAUUUGGCUUUCAGACAUUGCAACAUAUAAUGAGGAUGUCACGCACAUGGGAUUCAACCAUGUCAAUGAUUCCAAAAGGUGGUGCCACUAUUUGGGGUGAUCUUGACUGGUCACCUGAGGAAGGAUAUAUUCCUAUUAAGAGAAAGCAAAAAAACACUGACACACAAAAAACAAGCCAAGAUGGCCCAGAAAGAAAGAUCUCUGAAAUAAGGAGAGCCAAUUAUGGAAGGAUCAUAUCCUUUGGGAAGGAUGUAGCUGAGGCACUUUCAUCUGACAUUGAGAGGAUUGACUUCAGGGAUGCUGUUAAAGGUCAAAGUAUUGCAAACACCUCCUGUCGUGACGUGUGGACGGAGUACCAUGACAUGGGAUUUGGAGGUAUUAAAGCUGUUGCAGAAUAUAAGGUUUAUACUGCUGGUUCUAUUCUAGAUCUGCUGCACUUUGUUGCCCCAAAGAUGAUGGAGCGUGGCAGUGCUCAUUUCUCUUAUGGAAUUGCUGAUGAUUUGGACGAUCCAAAAUACCAGCACUACAAAUAUUGGUCAAACCCUUUGGAGACAAAAUUGCCCAAUGCCCCAGAAAUGGAGGUUUUUUCCCUGUAUGGAGUGGGCAUACCAACCGAAAGAUCUUAUGUUUACAAGUUAUCUCCUUCAGCAGAGUGUGCUAUUCCAUUUCAGAUUGAUUCAUCAGCUGAUGAACAAUUUGAAGACAGCUGUCUGAAAGGUGGAGUCUAUACUGUUGAUGGGGACGAGACUGUUCCUGUUUUAAGUUCAGGCUUCAUGUGUGCUAAAGGCUGGCGUGGGAAAACAAGAUUCAACCCUUCAGGAAGUCAAAUGCAUAUUAGAGAGUACAAUCAUUCUCCUCCAACAAACUUGUUAGAAGGUCGGGGCACCCAAAGUGGUGCUCACGUUGAUAUAAUGGGAAACUUUGCUUUGAUUGAGGAUAUAAUGAGAGUGGCAGCUGGUGCUACAGGAGAAGAGUUGGGGGGUGAUCAAGUUUAUUCAGAUAUAUUUAAGUGGUCUGAGAAGAUCCAUCUACAACUGUGAUUGCAAGUGAGGUACGAGGCUUGAAGACAGCUGAAGUGAUUCACUCUUGAUAGACCUUCUGUGUGCUUGUUGAACAUCGGUACUCUAAGCCAAGGUAGGCAAUGAAAUCGAAGCUUGUUGAUUUCUCCUUUGAAAGUAAUUGUGAAGGAAGCAGCAGAGCUGGCUAUAAGUUGAUGGAUCGAUGGAUUUAAACUGAAUUCAGCUGCUACUUUUGUUGUCUCUCGCUCUUGAUUAUUAAUACGUUGGUAUUCAUUCAUUGCAUUUUUAUAAUUCUUCUAUUGGUGUUCCUAAAAAUGAAAACGAUGUAUUCAAAGGAAGGAAUGGAAACCGAGGUAACUUGUCCUGGUUCCGUAGGUUUUUAAUUGUUUGUAGUGUUGAUGAAAAAUCACGAAAUCACUACCAAAAGCAUUGUUUACCUUUUCGGAUUUCUUUGGUUCAGAUCAGAAGUGUUGAAUCUCUUGUUACAUUUUAUUCUCCACAAGGGCUAACACGAAUAAUUGUCAAGAAUCAAGAUCAUUAGAUAGUACUUCUUUUUUGGUGGA
This is a messenger RNA of Populus euphratica (Euphrates poplar), 2774 nucleotides long. Its product is annotated as phospholipid:diacylglycerol acyltransferase 1-like. NCBI's taxonomy places the organism in Eukaryota, Viridiplantae, Streptophyta, Magnoliopsida, Malpighiales, Salicaceae. Bases 205 to 2232 code for a protein of 675 amino acids. The transcript is spliced from 7 exons. Gene Ontology annotation, biological process: lipid metabolic process. The record is from RefSeq and is a predicted model, not a curated record.